GAUGGCGCCACUGAAAUUAACAAUAUUUACAGUCGUUUAUAGCAUGUGAAUGGUUAUAUUUAUGACCGACUAUGAAGAGAAUUGGGAAUUUUCUAUUCGUAAGAAAUUUAUAUACUUGUAAUACAUUAUUUCGUGAAACGCCAGAAAAUUUGAAGGGGAAGAAACACAGUUCGCAAUUAUGGCUUACGAGACAGUUACAAGAUCCUUAUGUAGAAAAGGCUAAGCAACUUAAUUAUAGGUGCAGAAGCGCAUUCAAGUUAUUAGAAAUAAAUGAUAGAUUCAAAAUAUUAAAACCUGGGCAGGUUGUGAUCGAUUGUGGUGCUGCGCCUGGCAGCUGGACACAAGUUGCAGUUAAUCUAUCAAAUGCAAAUGCCAAAACUGACGAUCCUGUUGGUACUGUGUUAGGGAUAGACAAACUGCCAAUAUUUCCAGUUGAAGGUGCAACCUUACUGUGUCCACUGGACUUUACUCAUGUAGAAUCACAAAAAAGAAUUAUGGAAUUACUAGAAGGUAACAAAGCAGAUGUAGUUCUAUCGGAUAUGGCACCAAAUGCAUCUGGUGUACGAGACUGUGAUCAUGAGAACAUAAUAAAACUUGCAUACAGUGCAUUUGUGUUUGCUUUACAAGUUACACAAGUGGAUGGAACAUUUCUUUGUAAAGUAUGGGAUGGUGGAAUGUCUAAAAAACUGGAGCAAGAUAUACUAAAAUUUUAUAAAACUGUUAAGAUUGUAAGACCACAAGCUACAAGAGAUGAAUCUACAGAAAAAUUUCUCCUAGGUAGGGGAUUUAAAGGAAUAAAGGCUACAUCUGAUAGUACAGUGUAACAUGUAGUUUCAUUAACAAUUAAGAUAUAUACAAUAAAAAUUGCUUAAUGGAUAAAAUGAUUUGUAAUACAAUUAUGUAUCAUGCCUGGACAGGUUAUAAAUGAUAACAAAGCACAAUAUUUUGGUAUAAGA
Molecule: messenger RNA, 956 nt
Organism: Hylaeus volcanicus
Lineage: Eukaryota; Metazoa; Arthropoda; Insecta; Hymenoptera; Colletidae
Gene: Mrm2
Product: rRNA methyltransferase 2, mitochondrial
Exons: 2
Coding region: 72-824 (250 amino acids)
Biological process (GO): RNA methylation
Cellular component (GO): mitochondrion
Molecular function (GO): rRNA (uridine-2'-O-ribose)-methyltransferase activity
Source: RefSeq, a predicted model, not a curated record